Klebsormidium nitens is the source of this 558-nucleotide messenger RNA. Lineage: Eukaryota; Viridiplantae; Streptophyta; Klebsormidiophyceae; Klebsormidiales; Klebsormidiaceae. The record is from the annotation of a GenBank genome assembly.
AUGGGCCUUUUCAGGCGCUUCCUAAGGGCCCUGGGCUUGGGCCCAGAGAAGGUCGGUGUGCUCAUUGUCGGCCUGGAUAACAGUGGGAAGAGCACCCUCCUAAACCGGCUGAGGCCCAAAAAGGCUCGGACAGCGGACGUGGUGCCAACCAUCGGCUUCCAGGUCGAGUCCUUCCUCAAGCAUGGUAUCCAGUUCACCGCCUUCGACAUGUCCGGAGCUGGAAGGUAUCGGAGCCUUUGGGAAGCGUACUUCAAAGAUGCGCAGGCGGUGAUCUUCGUCAUCGACGCUACAGACCUGGUCCGCAUGUGCGUAGCGAAAGACGAACUAGAGUUGAUGCUUCGACACCCGGACCUGCGGAAAGUGCCGUUCCUCUUCUACGCGAACAAGAGCGACGUGCCCAAGUGCUGGACGGCGCUGCAGUGCGCGCAGGCCCUACAACUGGACGAGAACAAAGACAAGCCUUGGAACAUCCUCGCCAGCAAUGCGCUCACGGGCGAGGGGGUUGAAGAGGGCAUAGACUGGCUCGCGGAAAUGAUCAAGUCGAAGCCCACGAAUUGA